AUGAGUGUGCUACGUUGGAUUUACAUGUUGACAUCCUUUCUUACGUUGCUUGACACGAAAAGGACUCAAGUAAACGGAGGUAAGAUAAAGGGGGGAAAUGAAUACUCCUUGCAUACGAUCAGAUCUGCAAAGUUAGUAGAGCUGGAAAUUGACGCGUUACAGUCACGCAGUAGUCCAUGGGAACCCCAUGAAAACUCCCUGCUCUUUUCACAACCACAGCAUGGAUUCAGUUUUGACUAACGAUUGUUAAAACUCUUAUGGAAUUCAAAUAAAUACUUUCCUAAGCCGAAAAUUACGUUAACCAUAGCUGCAGCUGUCAGGUGGCUGUUCUUAGGUAAUAUGCAAAUGUCUAAAUCUUCCUUGUCUCCUGUCUAGAACUGUAAACAACGUGGCAGUUCUUCCUUUCGAUCAGGGUUCUUAAAUUUCCUAAAGUUGCUUUUCUAAGGUCACUGUUACUUUCUGGUUAUCAAAAUGUCAAUCCUGCCUGGACUAUGCAAAGGCAUUGAACACGAAAAUAGUAAAUAAAUGAACACCAGUUCUUUCACGGUAAACUUACUGAUCCGAGGAAUUAAAAUAUUUUUCAUAGACUCAAAGAAGGCUGGUAUAUAUAUUCCUUACAAUAACUCUUCAAACUAUUAGGAUCAAAACUUCUGAAAGAUUAUCACUCGCAACGGAAAUUGUAAACAGUCACUUCACAAAGGGAGGAGUGGGUCUGUAGUCUCGAGAAGUUAACGGAACAAGUGAUCGACACCGGAAGUUGAAAACAUGCUGCACAAACCUAAUAAUGGGCCAAUGAAAUCACGGCCUCUGCAAAGCCAGGUUCCACCAAUCGGUCCCAUUCCCAAGCAUGUGGUUCACUUGAGGGUCUCAAUGGGCUAAUGGCUUUUAUGGCUAACCAUUAAAAUUUGGGCCAUUUUAUGGCGAAUGGUUGAUUUCUUUUCGAUGCGAUUGCAAGAAAAAAUUUUACAUUUAAGUUUUUAAGAAUCACAGUUAAACCUUAUCAGUUUUUACGCCUGACGGCUAAUUUCUUUGCCGUUUUAGGGCUAACGGUUGACCCCAUUGAGACCCUCUCCUUUGGUAAUGAAUUUACCUCUAUUAUCACUUUCCAUUCUUUAAUGACAGAAGAGGCAAAUCCAAUGCUUAGUUAUUUAGAUAUUUCGUUCAAAAAAGAUUUCAAAUCACGAUUUUUUUCCUAACUACUUUACGACCUUCCUGAAAUUACAUUUAAGACCACUGAAGAUAAUUCCAUGUAUGUUUUACGUUUUAACUUUAACUACAAUGGUAUUCAAGUCUAACCACCAAUGUUUUUUGUCCCCCCAUAUUUAUUAAAGGGGUAAGUUUCGAAGGAAACUGUGGUACUGCGUCAGCGGGAGAAUAUAACAGGGUAAUUUGUUAUUUUCAACUGAGUUGAUAAUAUGAAUUGGCCACAGCAAAAAGUUUCAAAGCUGAACUUUCGAGCAUCAGCCCUUCAACAGAGCGAAUGGAGAAGGGCUUACGCUCGAAACGUUAGCUUUGAAGUUCGUUCAAGUGGCCGAUUUACGUUAAAACCAAAAAAACCCAUUAUCGUGGCUGCUUUUAUUUUUUAUUAUAUCUAUAUAUAACAGAGUAUAAGGGGUGAACUAAAGACAAUUGACUGCCAAUUUACCAGGGGGUGGGGGGUAUAAGAACAUUACAGAGCCUUACGGAGGAUAAGGUAAAUUUCAUCAUAAAAGAACCAAAAUUCCCCUCUCCCCUCUUCCUCCCCAAGUGAUGAAUAAUGACAGGUCCCUUAUUUAUUGCUUUUUUCAUCCGUAGUUUUGCUAUGCAGUUCUCCCUGUUUGUUAGUUUCUAACACAACGGAUAUUGUUACCAUGAACAUCCAAACCUCUUCUAUUAACUCAGUUGUAUUGGGUCUAACAAGAGCUGUUGCGAUCGACUAUCAUUUCAAUUUGGGCUACGUAUUUUGGAGUGACGUCACCGAACACAAUAUCAAGCGCCUUCACCUCGAUACUGAUACUAAAACUACAAUUAUCAGCAAUAUUGGAGUUUGCGAUGGACUUGCUGUACAUUGGAGGACUUCCCAGCUAUUUUGGACAGAUACAACAUAUAAUACCAUAUCCGUAUCAGACCUAGAUGGCAAUAACCAGGUUGCAAUAAUUUCCUCUGGUCUCGAUGAACCAAGAGGGAUUGCUUUGGAUCCUGACAAUAGGUAGGUGUUUGUCUGCUCACAAAUUGAGCUAUUAGUGAAUAGUUUUUAAAUUUUUUUAUUAAAAGGGGACAUUCCAGGGUUACUUGCUUUAAUAGGAUAAUCACUACACCUAGUUUCCAUUAACUAACCUGAUUACCUUUCUCAUGUUCUCUCCGUUCAACCCUUCUAUGAUUUCUACAGACAGGUUUAUCUUGAGUUAAAGUUUGAGAUGUGGAAGAUAUAGCUAAUAGAAAUCACUAUAUGAUUGAUUUAACUAAUGUCACACAUGAUCUUAUAUUUUUGGUUUCUGUUCUAUAUUUAUUUAUAUGUUUUGUUCCUGUGUCCCUGUUGUUGUUGUUUUUUUUCUUUGUUUGUUUUUGUUUGUUUGUUUGUUUUUUUCUUUUCUGUUUGGUAAGGUGGGGUGGGAGGGGGGAAGGAAUAGAGGACAGCCGGAGCUAAGUCUGAAAAAUUACCUCUCUGUAUUUUUUUUCUUUUCAAUCGUCCAAAAGUUUUAUGUUCUGGACUGACUGGGGAAUUAACCCCAAAAUUGAAAGAGCUACCCCGAGUGGAAAACAAAGGUCAGCCAUCGUUACAACGAAUCUUUAUCAUCCAAAUGGUCUUGACCUAGACAAAGGAAAUCAACGCAUAUUCUGGGUUGAUGCAGCCUUAGACAGAGUAGAAUCCAUCGAUUACAACGGUGGUAACAGGAAGCUGCUAUUCCAACGGAGUGGUUUACAUCCAUUUGGAGUUACUUUGGUUCCACCCUUCUUGUUUUUUACCGACUGGAAUACAAACAGAGAGGUUCAUAAACUAGACGCCCUGACUGGAGAAGUGUUUCGAAGCUACAGUAUCAAUGGUGGAAAGCCAAUGGGCGUCGUAGUUUAUGAUGGCUCUCGACAACCAUCAGGUCAGUUAAGUCCUUUGCAUGUGAAUACCAAGGGGUUUGUGAAGUCCAUAAUGGAAUUUUAUCUUGAGUUAAGUAAUCAGAUAGACUUCCUUCGUUCCAAACUCCUUAUGCAUUAACAGUAUUUCAAUCGUUUUAUUCUAUUUUCUUAUUUAGUCUCUUACAACUGGAUUCCUACAUGAAUUUUUAAACUUUUGACAAGAUAAUGACGUGAAGUAAACGUUUAAAGUGCUCUCCUAGUACUUUGUCUUUUCUAACGAUGAAAACCUAUUUUGUCUUUGCAAGCGUCAAGUCCAUGUUCUGUAAACAAUGGAGGAUGCAGUCAUUUUUGCGUUCCAAAAGCCUCUGGUCAUGAGUGCAUUUGUCCAACAGGCUUGGCAGUAAAACAGAAUGGAAAAACGUGUGAAGAAAGUAAGUCUUUGGCUCUCGUGCUUGAGUUCUGUAUCAUCUCUUUGGUCGCGUAUUUCUAAUAAAUAUUCUUCAUUAACUUUCAUUGCAGAAGAAAAUAAGUUUUUUCUAUAUACGGAUGCCGACGAGAAAUCGACGAACAUCAUUUCAUUGGAUGUCAACUAUUUAGUAUCCAAAACCUUAUUCGUGCACCUUGGAGAUCAUCGUCCUAUUGCUUUGGACUUUAACCCUCUUGAAGAUCGCGUUUACUGGACUGACGUAAGACAAGGGCGCAUCAUGAGCGCCUUCAGAAACGCAUCUUCAGCAAAAACUUUGUAUUUUUGUAACGUCCUUAAUCCUGAUGGCUUAGCUAUUGACCACGUGGGUCGAAACAUUUAUUGGACAGAUACUGGGACAGACAGGAUUGAAUUGGGUCGUCUUGAUGGAACAAAAAGGAAGGUCUUAUUCAAGGAUGCACUCGAUGAGCCGAGGGCCAUAAUACUUGAUCAAAGAAAUGGGUAAGUGAUUGAAAGCAGUUUUGUUAUGUAUGUCCAGUAUGUCCAGGAAUUGCCUUUUUUCUUUCACCCUUUUUAUCCUAAAUUUGAUAGCCUCAGUCCAUUUUUCUAAAUUUACUCCUAGUUUUUGAUAGCUCCUUUUGUUCUGAUCCAUAACAAUAGGCAAACAAAUUGCGUUCAAAAAGACUCUAAGGAAACCAACUUUUCUUAUCUUUGUUUGCUUUCAGCAUGAUGUACUGGACUGACUGGGGAGUCAAUCCAAAGAUUGAGAAAGCCGAGAUGGAUGGCUCAGGGAGACAAUCCAUUGUUACAGGAAAUCUAGCCUGGCCAAAUGGACUGACCAUCGACCAGGCUACAAACCGUCUAUACUGGGUUGACGCUAAAUUGGACACUAUAGAGAUGACCGACCUUAAUGGUGCGAGUAGACAGGUUCUGUUAUCAUCUGCAGAUCAAAUACAUCCCUUUGGUUUAGCGUUGUAUGAAAGUAUGCUUUACUGGACUGAUUGGAAUAAGAAAAGCAUUCUACGUUACAAUUUAACCAGUGCAAAACAUGAAACGGUGAUUCCUGACCUCCAGCAACCGAUGGACAUUCACGUUUAUGAUCCAUCUUUGUCAUUUACAGGUAAUUACUCAGAUUAUUAGUAUUUCAAUUUAAAGCUUUACAAUUUAAGUUCACAGUCCCUUUCAAUGUCAAAACUUGGAUGGACUUGAAACUCUCUAGCAUUAGAAAUAUUAGACCUAAGGAAAAAGAAAGCAAAUAAGAGAACGUCUCAAGCGCUGCUCCAUCUUAAGAUUUUCAAGCCACAAAUUCAUAAAAUACAGCAGAGAUGAAAGUCUGAAGUUAGUACAAAUAAUUAGAGGUGUUUAUAAGAUUAUAAAAUUCAUGUUCUGACUUGUUACCGCCAUUAGGUCCUCACGCAUGUGCUCAAAACAAUGGGUUAUGCAGCGACUUCUGUCUACUGAAGCCAGGAGGAUACAAAUGCGCAUGCCCAACAGGGAUUGUGCUGAAGCCUGAUGGGAGAAGUUGUGAUAAUGGUGAGGACGCAAGUCAUAUUUUCCCUUUUAACUUUGCCAAGUGCUUUUUAAUGCUGGCCAUACAAGUAUUAUAAUAACUAGAACACGCGAGAGUAGCAUCCUCGGCCAGGAAUACAUUUUGGAAUAAAGUGGAAAGUAACCAAAGUUGCACAUUUCCCUAUAAGGAACUUUUUUUCUAUUUAAUCUUUAAUUUUGUAAUAGUGUUCAUUUGUCGCUUAUUCUUGAGAAAGUAUGCAUUUAUACGACUGCUCUAUCUCCUUUUUGUUCAAGAUGGUUUUGAAAAAGCGAAUUUAGAAAAAUUCAUGGUCUUUCCUGAAGCUGAUACUCGAGAAAUAUACAGCGUUGCAAUCUCAGUAUCAGAGAGCCCUUGCAAACCUCUGCAAAUCAAAACAAACAUCUCUUCGCCCGUGGCGGUCGACUACGAUCCACUCGAUAGAAAAAUAUACUGGACAGAUGUCGCCCUGAAAUUAGUGGCAAGAGCUUUUCCUAACGGAUCUUCCGUUGAGGUCGUCGCAUACAACAAAGUUGAGGGGCCUGAGGGGCUGGCAGUCGAUUAUAUUGAACGGAAUCUAUACUGGACAGAUGCGGGAACCCGCAAAAUUGAGGUAGCACGCUUAGAUGGAUCAUCUAGAAGAAGUCUUAUAACAUCAGGAAUCGAAAGUCCAAGAGCCAUAAUACUCAAUAUAGCAGAAAGGUAACUAUGGGUAGUUUUAUUUUGAUUACGCGUCGUUAUCUACGCAUUAGUUGCCACUAAUAGUUUUCUUGUCAAUAGCGAUGAAGCGAACUUUGAAACCCACUCACACCAUGAAACAAAUUUCGGGGAUAAUUGGCCUUGAGUAAUUGCUGCGCCUGUUUUUGCAACAUAACGUUUUUAUUCUGACGAGUCGCUCGAAUGCAAACUAUAGAUUUGAAGUUGUACGAGGAUUGUCACAGAACGAAAAGGUUUGUAUCGAAGAGUUAUAGAAGCGGUUUUCGCCAAAGGUGUUCCAAUUCUUAGCAGGACGGGUAGAGAAACUCGUGAGACAGAAAAAGGAGAAGGAGCGAAACGGAUGAAUGGAAUUAAUUAAACUAGCUUAAUGAUUGUGCUCAUCAAGGACAGAUGCUCUACUGUUUCAAAAGAAAAAGGAAAAAAAUCAGUGGGCUUUGGAAAAGUGCUAAAUUUGUUUGAAAAACAGUUCUAUAAUAGUAAAUAUUGUCUCUGCAAAUUUAUGUACUAAGGACUCUACGCUAAUCCUCUGAUAUUUCAAAGAAAACAGUGCUACCUUUGCAAAACAGUCGCCAACACAUCAGAUAGUUUGACGCAGGGUUGUGCGAAUAUUUGGUGUUAGACAUUCUAAAUUAUUUACUUCUUUUUAAGUCACGAUCAUGAUUUAUUAUUUCUAGGAAGAUGUUUUGGAGUGAUGGCGGAUCUUCUCCAAAGAUUGAACAAGCGAACAUGGACGGCUCUUCCAGGGUGGUUCUUGUUAGUUCUGGACUUAAAGGGGUUAACUCACUAGCUAUAGACUACUCUGGAAAACUGUUGUACUGGUGCGAUGCAACUCUCGAUAAGAUCGAAAGGGUAGACUUUCAAGGGAAUAACCGAGUCGUUUUACUGGACUUGUCAUCUUAUAUUCGGCACCCAUUUGCACUGGCCUUAUCUGACAACAUUAUUUACUGGUCAGACUGGGAAAGGAAGAAUAUAAACAAAUUCAACAUUACUUCCUCUCUCAAUGAGGUUCUGGUUCAUGGGAUGAAGUCACCGAAGGAGAUGCACAUCCAUGAUGACGCAAAAAUCUUUUCUGGUAUGCAAUAAUGAAAUAGAAACUCAAACAAACAGACCUGCUCCCAUACUGGAUAGUAAAGCUUUCUUGUCGACUAUUCGAUCUGAUUCGUUUCUCAAAAUUCUCAUUUCGGGGGUAGGGCCAGCCAAUGUGUGAUCUGUUCACGUGGAAAACACACAAUGCAUCUUUUAUCUAACGAUCAAAUGCACGAGCAAUUUUCAAUAAUGUGCAACGUGUUCCCCAAUUGCUUUGGUUUUGCUUUACUUUGCCUGAUGAUUGGUUUAGAAAACUUACGCCCCCCUCAUAAACCAAUUGGACGCAAGAAUGCGAUCGCGACUUUGUCGAUCACGCUUUCCUGGGCCUCAAACAGUCUGUCUGUCAUUAUUUUGAGCCCUGAUGGCUAAUGAUGAUCCUAACUUUUCUUCUGAUUGACUAUUUAAUUUUUUUUUUUUUUUUUUUUUUGGGGGGGGGGUUGUUUUUUGAAAAAUUAGUUGAAAACUACGAUCACUUUUCUCCCAUAAUGUUUUGCGCGCUCAUACUUUGAUAGUCAAAGCCACGACGUGGUCGCUUUAACUCCACUUCCCUUGACGUGUAGGAUCAACCAGCUGUUCGCAUUUAAAUGGGGGCUGUAGUCAUCUUUGUCUCCCAAAUCCAAGUGGACACCAGUGCUUUUGUCCUGAAGGAGUACUGCUAAAGCCUGGCGAUCCCUUUACUUGUCAAGGAGGUAAGGAAAAGUCUAUUCAAAUUUUCACCAGUUUGUCAUUUGACCCCUCUAACUUGCUAUAUGUUUUUUCGAUGUUGAACGUACGUUCCAUUUGGUAACAGCAUAGAGUGGCCUGAGUUCUAGGGGGACUUACCUUUCAUAAUUGACUGACACGGUUGUGUGAAGGGUUGAUGGAUGGCAGCUUUAAAUCAAAAAAGUUAUUUUUUGUUGUUUUAUUUCUAUUUCAGUUAACCGCUGUGCCCAUUUGUCUGUGCCUUCAAACGGAAGCUUACAUCCUUGUUCUAAUCUUCCUGGAAAUACCUGUCGGUUUUCCUGUGACAAAGGGUACAUUCUCACCGGAUCAGCAACGCGAACCUGUCAAGACGAUGGCACGUGGACCGGCACACAGGCUAAAUGCAACGGUAGGGUAACCAAGGCAACCACUCUUCAAAUACAUCUCUAAAUAAGAAAUGCCCCAGUGGAUGCUGGGAACCAUUAUAACGGGUUUUUUUCUUUGGGCCAAUCUAAGCAAAGAAUCCUGCUAAAGACUUAUUGACUAAAAAUAAAAAACAGAGAUGUAAACCAACUUACAGACAGUCAGAGAUACAGACUGAUAGGUAGGCAGGCAGCCAAACAGACAGGCCGAAGGACACCCGGAAGUAUAGAAGGAGAGAUAAUAAUACAAAAAGGGGGAUAUUUAGGGCUUCCGGGGUGCCAGGUAGAAACGCAACCAAGUAAAUUGCUAAUAUUUAAUUAUUCAAUGAAUUUUUUGGCUUCCUUUUGUUUCCUUGUUUCGUUCUUAGCUGCCACAUGCCCAGCCUUAUCCAUACCAGCAAAUGGAAUCCAGACGGGCUGUUCAGGAAAAACGGCGGAGCAGCACAACAAAAUUUGCCAGUUUUCCUGCAAGUCUGGGUUCACUGGGAUUGGUUCUCCUACAAGAAAAUGCCAAGAAAAUGGAACCUGGAGUGGGCAAGACUUCGUAUGUUCAGGUUAAAUAAACUGCUACUGUAAAAGCACCACUUACAUAGGGAUCCCAAAUGGUUCUCGUUUAAAGUCUGCCUUAGUCUUAUCUUCCUCCUACUAAAGGCCACAUCACAGGUAUUUGUUUAACGAAAGUUUAUAAACAGAGAGGCUACGCACCUGGACAAAAGAUAAGUUUAGUAUAUUAAAAACAAAUCGGUUUUUCUGAUUUUUAAACACUCUUUUAUCUUUGUGUCAGUUAUCAACUGUUCCAAGCUUUUGGUAAGUCCGGGAGAUCCGUUGCGCAUGAGCAGCUGUGGAUAUAACUUCGGAGCACAGUGUAACUUUUCCUGUCCCACUGGUUAUCGCUUAAAUGGAUCCUCAUCACUCAAGUGUGUUGCCCAAAGUGACAGUCCCCCAGGCGUUUGGGAUAAUCGUCUGCCAACCUGUCAUGGUACUUUUUGUCGCUGAAUAUAUUUUUGCUCCGUUUUACUUGCUCCUUCACCUUUUCCUUCAAUACGUCUUAAGCAUAACUUUUUUUUUCUUUGCAGCCAUUACUUGUCCAUCUCUUCCUAUCCCAAAACAUGGACAAAAAGUUGGAUGCAUUGAUCCUGUAUGGGAGCCUUAUGAUACCCAUUGUAGUUUUGCAUGCCAAGCUGGCUACAGUCUGCUUGGUUCCUCUGUCAGGCGGUGUCUACAAAACAGCACAUGGAGUGGAGUUGCAUCAUCAUGUCAAGGUAAGGAGCUUAAAGGUCCAUAUGCUCAAGAAACAAGACAUCCUUUGUCCUCAAGAUGAGCUGUUUUUUUAAGGAGUCCCAUGAGUACAUUCUUUGACAGACUUGCAUUGAGACUCGCGGUCUAAGCCUGAGGCUGGACAGAGCGUGCGUUUAUGCAUCUUUUUUUCUUAUUCUCUUUCUGCUUCCUUUUCCAUUUUUUUUUUCAGAAAUGUGAACUGUAUAAUUCUCACCAUUAUUAAGAAUUAUAAUAAAGUUCGGAUAUAACGCGCGUUGUCAUUGGUUGAAAGAGCGUGCUCUAUGAGAGUAUAGAGCAUAGAGCUGAGCUACAGCUGUCACGCCAUCUGCCAAUUGUACUAUGUUCGACCUUUUCCGGGACUUCUUUUUAGCUUUUUUCCGAUAAUUGAAAGUGAAAUUUCGGAACUGAAGCGAGCCGGCAAGUAGCAACAGAAGAAUCAAACAAAGGUUUGUAAACAUACCAGGCGCCAUAAUUUACGUUAUUAAAACGUGAGCAGAUACGAAAAUCCUCAAAGGAAAAGCAAAAUAAAUAUUCCGAGUUUUAAAGAUUUUCACGCUCAGUUAGAUUGCAAGCUUACGUACGGUAAUAAAAAUCAAACACAGCUAACACUCGUAUAGUAUAUAAAGUUCAGUGUUCAAAAACAAAACAGAACAAAACAGAAAUGAUGAAAAAUAUAACCAAACUGGCAUAAUUGUUAACAUUCAUACUAAUCAUGAUGUGGCUGAGCGAAUAUGAUCAUGCUGAAGUUCAUCGCGGCUCGCUCAUCAUGGCGAUCUCCGGUCAUCACAGUAAAGCAAGCUCAGAAACUACAUCGGCCGCCCUUCGAGUGAAAAAAAUAAGAGCUUGCCUUUACGAUACGUUGAGUGGCAAUUCACAUCAGUCACUGCAGCCGAGUUUUGCGGCACUGUCAUCACGAGCGAUCUUCAUGUUCCGGUGAAUUCGGCUAUCGUUCAUUCAAAAAACACUCGCCUUGAACAGUUUGUUUUCUACCUUGUCAUGUGGAAAAAACUCGCGUGUUUUUAUGAGCCAUAAUUCGGCUGAAGUUCACUGAACAUUUCACUUCAAGAUUCUGUAGUAGAGACUUAAAAACUUCAGGCAAAACAGUUAAAUUCGACUUGCCGAACUAUUUUAGUUUGUAAACUAUCGUAGAAUUGGCAGCUUUAGUCUUGUACAGCUAAUCAGAUUAUUUGAACCAUUCUAACAAGGAUUCUGAUUGGCUUAUUGUUGCGUGCUUUAUAAGAGUAUAGAGCAUGCUGACGACAUUGUUGUUCGCUUUGGAAAUAAAGUUCAUUUUUAAAAUUGAAAGUAAUGCUUGGGUAAUUUAGCGGAUUCUUUAUUAUAAAACAAAUAGAGAAGCCUUGACUGUGUUCUGUUCUGUUAUAAAGCACGCAGGAAGCGGCUAGAGCACUCCAGAAGUGGGAAGAAACACUCGACUACGUCUCGUGUUUCUCCCUACACUUCUUUCGUGCUCUAGCCGCUUCCUGCGUGCUUUAUAACAGAACAGAGCACAGUCAAGGCUUCUCUAUUUGUUAAUUAUGUUUGGAUGGAAAUAUUCUGAAAUGUUUUUCGAAAGAUGUUCAAAGCUGGUUCUUAUUUUUUAACAUUUCUGUGCUCCAAUCAUAGGUAUUUCUUUACGAUUAUUUUCAGUUGUCGCCUGUGGUCCACUCUUCCCUCCCAUGAAUGCGAUCAUUUCUCCAUCUUCAUGUGUAUCUGGUAGCCCUUAUGGUCAGACAUGCAGAUUUUCCUGUGGAACUCUAGGAUAUGUUCUUGAUGGAACUUCCUCAAGGGUAUGUGGCAACAAUGGGAAAUGGACAGGAUCCAACAACACCCGCUGCAUAGGUUAGUUUAUGUUGUAGAAAAUAAAAACCAUUUAGUUAUCAGAAACAUUUGGUUAUUCCGCUUCGAAACGCUAUAUCAUGGUUCAUGGAUAUCUGUGCAACUUUUUAUACUUCGUUAUUUUAAAGGAACGUUAAUUUGAGCCAUUCUCCAUGAUCGCCUUUCUAAUUCCUUCUGGUUUGUUGCUACCUCUUUGCACUGGCAAUCUACAAUCGUCCAAAAAAUGUUUAGGACACCGCAUCAUGACAGCAAUAAUUUAGCAUCUCUUUCAGAAGAAUUGAUAAGAUUCCUUCCCGUUCACGUGAAAGGAAUCCGGAGAAGCCUCGUGUGGGUAACCUAGCCUGCAACACCUUUUAUCAAAGCACGUAUCGGCACUGAUAUACAUUUGAUCCUUUUUUCAUCGCUUACAGACAACAUGCGCCCCUCUUUCAAUAACACGUGUCCCCACAACAUGGUUUUCUAUACCGCUGGAUGUUCACCUACUGCUCUUGUCAAGUGGAAUGAACCAGUUGCUGAUGACAAUUCGGGCCACGUGUCGGUCAGCUAUCCAGCAAUUCGACCACCCACUCAAUUGGACGCUGGCCUCUAUCGAGUGAUUUACUCAGCCAAAGACGAUAACGGAAACAGUGCUAACUGCAGUUUCACCGUUCAAGUGACAAGUAUGACACUUCGCAUGAUAACUCCAUAUAAUUAUUAUAAUUAUAUCCUAAUACAGUGGGUAGGUUUAAGGGCGCCCUCUGAUUGGCCACCCAAACUCCGAAUAUCCUUUGCUAUUCACCUCCGAGAAACGCACGCGGGAAUUGCGCCUGAAAAUAUUGUAAUCGUUGCAGGACUAAAAAUAACCGCCAUUAACCACCUUCACUUCCUUGGAUACUUGUUAAUUAACAGGUGGAAAUUUGGUUCACGGCCAAUGAAAACAAACGUCUUUCAUUCACAGGAAAAUCAUGUCCAGUCCUUCCUCAACCAGUACAUGGAUAUAUAUCGCUAACAUGCCAGAACCGGUUUGGUUCCCAGGCUUCUUUCACCUGUGAAAAAGGAUUUAAUAUGAAGGGCUCUCUUCUUCGCACCUGCAGAAGUGAUGGGACCUGGUCAGGCAACACAACCUCUUGCCAAAGUAAGCAGCUUUAAGUUAUAAAUAAUCCAUAUAACCUCUGAGUGAAAAAAUAUAGAAUGUCCAGCCGUGUUGAGUUUUAGCGAAGUACUUACGAAAGUAAAAUGCAUUGAGGAAUUCUGUUAACUGAUUUCUUUAUCUAAACAUUAGGUUUCCUAUUUGCAAAGAUUUUCUCCCUUUUACUUUUUUUCUGUUUCGCAUACUUUUGGAAAAAAAGAUGUGAAGUUAUUCGUGCAGUUGUGCAAUCUGCUGACCUUCAAAAGCAAACUACAUUGAUGCACGUACAGGAUAAUUCUCACACGUGUUUCUAUUCUCUCAGUUGUCAAAUGCCCUACCAUAAGGGCCCCAUCUCAUGGUAGGGUCUUUCCCAGUCCUUGCAAGUUACUCUCAGGAGUUCAUUACAAGACAGAGUGCUAUUUCAUUUGUGAUGUUUCGGCCGGAUAUCAACCUCUAGGAGCAAGAAAUGUGUCCUGCCUUGAAAAUGGAUCAUGGAGUGCAGAUGUUACUAAUGUUAGAUGUAGAGGUACUUAAUUGACAUUUUAUUUUGAUAAUCCCUCAGUUAUUAGGACAUAUUAUGCAUGAUUUUAAUCAUAGUUUAAAAGCAUAUUUACAAUGAUAAUAAAAAAAAAACAGACUAAAUUUAGGAUGUCAAUGUUUUCCCUUUUGAACCCCUCUUGUGUUGAUGUGAUUUGGUCAUUCUUUUCUACAUCACAAAGUUUUUUCGGAGUAGGUUUCCCAGUUGUCUUUCUGUUUCACUGAUGUAGGUGACCAAUAAGGAGAAUACUUCGUGACGAAGGAAGAAUUGACGAGGACACAUUCAAACCAGUCGUUGGAAAGUUUAAUCUUUCUAGUCACUCUAAGUAACGUGUGGUAAUCUGCAGCACUCCCCUAUUCUGGACCGUUCGGAAAGCUGCAAGACUCUACAACAAAAAUCUUAUUCAAAUCGGCACUCUUAUUCCCCACUAACACUUUUUAUUCACCUAAUUUGUUCCUGUGUUUUUGAACUGACCAUGCUUCCACCAAAAUCAUAAAUAUAUUUUUCUGCGCAUUUAUCACACACAGCCUACGAUUCCUCGAUUUACUCUGACGAAGUGCCAACGCCGGAAACAUCAACUUUAGAGUCUCCAUACGAUGGCCAAAUAUAUCCUUAACUUACUUGAUAACCAUUUUUCCCGACAGAUAUCCAGCAUCCUAGAAUUCAAUGCCCACUUGACAUGACAACCCCCACAAAAACUGGUCAGUCAUAUGCGAACGUAACUUGGAAGUUACCAGUCCCCACGGACAACUCUAACGAACAUUUGAUUCUUACUGGCUUGACGCCGCCGCAGAAGUUUAAUGUUGGUACAAAUCACAUCACGUACAAAGUCACUGACUCUUCCAGGCUGAGUUCAUCCUGUACUUUCUCGAUUCAGGUCAAAGGUAUGAGUGCGUACACGCCGUUGAUAUUAGGCGUGGACAUAUCAUUACUUCCAAUCUUUCAACAUGAUAUCUUUUAAAAGGAGCACAUUUCUAGCCAUUGAGUUUCGCAAAACCAAAACAAAUGUAAUCCCAGAGCACUCUACCCAUUUACUUAAAAGAGGUACAAAAACUUUUACCAUUUGCAUCUUUAAUCAUUUUCCAGGUACUAACUAUGGUGAUAUAAAACAUUUAUACACAAAAUCACAUCACAAAUUUUACCAAAUAUUGACAAUUCAACAGUUUUCUGCAACCUUUCAAAUAGUGUCGGCUUUUUAAAAGCAAAAGCUUUGGUUCCUCAAUAAAAGGAGGCCUAAAAAGGCUUUCAAACAUCUAACUAGGGUUCGACAGAAAAAUCUUCUUUAUAAGAUUGAACUUGGAAACAUUUGCAUGAGCAAAUUUAUUUGUUCAAUUGUCAAUCGCUCCUUUUCUUUUUUAAGUCAUGUUUUCUUACAACAUACCUUUUUUUGGUUAAAAGUUGUCUUUAUUAACUUUCGACUUACAUACAACAGUGCAGCACUAGCACAACGUAAAAACACAGCGUAAUUAUGACACCAACAAUGCUUGUGUUACUUACAAUACUACCCCUAUUGAUAUUUAUACUUAUUGAUACUCACGUUAAAGACUACUCACAAAAUGAUUUUCUUUUAAAUUAGCCUACACUACAAAUUUUAUGAUGCUUACACUACUUGCAUUACGAGAUUUGAAUAAAUAAUUAGGUUACUCUACAUACUAUACAAUACAUACACUGGCAAAGGUAGUUACAACUUAUGAGAGGUAGACUGCAGCACUUCACAGGCACAAUGCAGAUACUUCAAUUAUAUUUCUACUCCAACAGAUAAAGAGCCACCCAGAAUUUCUCCCUGUCCCGAAGAUGUACUCAUUACUUCUGCAAAGCAAUGGACUAAGGUGUGGCUACCCAGAGUUGAGGUCACCGAUAAUGUUGGUGUUCACUCAUUUAUUACAAACAGACCAAACGGAAGCGAGUUUACAUGGGGACAACACAAUAUAACAUAUAGUGCUACAGAUACAGCUGGUAAUACAGCCACGUGCAAGUUCCGUAUAAUAAUUAAGGGUAUGUAUAGUCUAGUCUAACUUUAAAUUUACAGUUUUACAGUUAGUUUCCUUGGUAACAGUCAUCGGAUCAAUGACAUUUUCUGAGCAACUGCGCUCCUACCUCUCCAUCCUCCCUAACUUGUCAUCAGUUGACUGUUGUUGGGUUAGGGGAUGGAUAGGUGCGCUGUUGCUUAGAUAUGCUGACAGGGUUAGGGGAGGGGUAGGUGUGCUGUUGCUCAGAUAUGCUAACAUUGAUCCCGGUCAUAGCUUGUUUGUGGGUAGAAAAGAUAUCACGACUCAGCGACCGGUCUUCCAACAUACCAGAUAAGAGCUACCACCGAAUGAUAGCACAAUACCAAAAUAUAGCGUUAGGCUGGUAAUUUUUUAUCAUUAUUCUGAAAUAAUUGUUCUUUUUGGGAAAAGUAAGCAGGUUACUGGCGUUUUUAAAGAUUGAAUAUGAUUUAGGGGUGGUGCAGAAUCCUCAUUAAGUCACUGUUUACAGUUUGAAGAGCGCGAUGGUCUACUGCCGCGAUAAGGAAAGAUGAUGAUGUAAAAAAUUAUGAUGAUGAUGAUGACGUAAUUUCUGCUUAUUUCUGAAAUCAAGAUUAUGAAUGUCCGAAGCUGCAUUCACCACUGAAUGGAGCAAAAGCAUGUGACUUAUGGCUGGAAGGUGGUAAGAUCUGCACACUUCACUGUAACGCUGGAUAUGACUUCGCUAACAAACCACCAGAUGCCUAUUUCUGUGGUGCGUCAGGUGGAUGGCUGCCUGAUGAAAAAGUACCAGAUUGCUCAGGUAAGCGUGAACACACUAUGCAACGUUAAAGUGUGGGCUGCAUCCAUGGAAAAUGCCUUAUGGCAACGAUGGUACGGACUCUAGAUAGUUGCUACCAAAAGAGGCAAAGUAGUCAUCAAGUUGGCAGCCAUGAACAGCUUUUCUGGCCUUGUUAGGCCUAAUAAAUAAGGCGUUGCCAGCAUAAGCGGCUUGGGUAGCAUAUGAAAAAAAAAAAUAACAAAUUACAUAUGGUACAUAGUUUGCAUGUUCGAGUCUGAAUCGAGAGAUUGCUGUUCAACCCUGGGGCCUAACUCUCAAAAGUUUCGCUAACUCGAGAAGCACGAAUAUAAUAUUUAUAAAUGAAAUUAUACGCUAGGAUGAUGCAAGUCUUCGCCCAGACACUGGUGCAUUCUGUUUCUUUUCCUGUUAUCUUUACUGUUUGCAUCUCAAAUUUUUCAAAAUUUCUAUCUCGAAAGAAACAUGGCAAUAAAGUCCGCCUUUCUGGCCUGUUAAGUUCCCGGAUCUUUCGAGAAACGGGCUCUUGUUCUUAGGAAAGGAUUUUUCCCACAGUGCCUCUUUCUGCACAGGAUUACAGAUGAGUACCGCUGAACUGUGAGCCUGAAAUCGUCUCCCGGCUACCUGUUGCAUUUCAAAUAAUCUAUCAGUCAUUUACAAUAUGGAGUCCUUUCUUUGGGAAUCGAAGAUCCGAUUGCUUUUGUAACUCAUCCGCGUUUUGCCACUCUUUAGGAUUUUCUAAAACGUUUUUUGAAGAAAACAAUUAGCAAUUAUUCAUUUUCAAAACUUCUGUUACAGAAACACGCCAGGCGACGACUCUGCUCAAAAUUCAGCUCCACUACCUAGCUGAUCAAUGCAGCGAGCAAAUUCAUCACCAGAUCGCCAGCAACUUUAUUGCACUUUACACCACUUAUUUGGGACCAGACAAUGGCUGCGAUUCACUCGGGUUAUGCACAAUCGAAAACGUCGAGGUCGAAUGUGGAGACCAGACAGGAACACUUCGAAAAAGAGACUUAGGAAGUAAUCCGCUCUCAUCAAGAAUUUCACUUUCCAUUAGUUUUGAUUUCAAAGUUCCACUGCCCAGGAAUACGACUGCAGCUGAUCUUAAUCAGACAACUGAAGAAAUUUCCAGUAACCUAUUAUUAAAGUUUAACAGAACAGAUGUGAAUCUUAAUAUCAGUGGGAUUUCCUUAGUUUUCGAUGCUUCAAAACCACCUCAAGUCCGCUUCGUGCGCCUUUUACGUGAUAGUGGACAGGUUCUAAGAGGCUCCAAAUGUGGUAAGCAGAUUUUGUAAUCAUAAAAAUUAUCAAAACACAAAGUGACUGGUUAACCUGCUUUGCUUAAAGAUUCUUAUUUUGUCCAAGAUAGUUGGUUACGCUUGCACUUUUCCAUAAGCAAGUAUUCUAAAAAAUAAUUUGAUCGUUUUAGACAAACAGGAGCAGUGAGAUACAUGAAGCAAAUAAAAGAAUAGCCAGAUAAUUUUUUAUUUCACGUUUGCCAAAUACUUCCCUAUAACUAUGAAAUUUUCUAAAAUGCCCGAGUAUUCCAAAGUGGCCGUAAAAGCAAUUGCACAUCCGCUUUAAAAUUGGUUUGUUUAAAAAAAUAGGUGUUAUACGAUUGGCUGCCUACUCUAGAUCAACAAUCUUUCAAAGGCGCAGAAUUUCUUCGCAGAUGGCAUUUGAAAAAUUAUGUGAGUUGAGAAAACGUAUUGAAAGCGCUAACUCUAACUUAAGGAGAACUAAAAUCUUCCUAUAGCUUUUAAGCCCCCAGAUGGUUACGGAGUACUUGGCUAAGUUUAGACCCUAUCGUAAGUAAUAAGAAAGAUGUAAUUAACUCAACGAAGGAAACAUGUCAUAACCAAGCACCAAAAAGUCAUUCUUUUAAAUGAAUCGACGUACAAAACAUUUCUCCUGAAAAUGAGUUUCCUCGCAUGAGGGUGAAGAAUGAUUCUAAUAUAAGUGUCGAAAAGGCAAUGCACUUGCCUUGCUAUGCAGUCAGAUGCAAUAUAAACAGCUCUGAAAUGGCUGACUCAAACAGUUUGAUGAUACGUCAAACCUUUUUAAAUAUCUUCGUCCUUUUUGCUAUUUAUAGUGAGCUGUCCUGUUGGAUACUUCCACAAUACUUCAGAGUGCCAGGCAUGCGCAGUGGAUCAUUACCAGGAUAAAGAGGCGCAGACUUCUUGUGUUCCUUGUCCAUCCGGGACAUCAACGUUUGGCGCGUUAGCAUCUAAAUGGCAGGGAAACUGUGAAGGUCUCUAAAAAAAUUAUGCUAGAUGUCUUCUUUUGACUUAUGAUGAAUUUAAUUGUACUGCUGUAAACAAUAUUCGUAUUUGACCGCUUGCCAAUUCUUAUUUUCAUCAGCAAAUUCCAAAACGUCAAAUACCGAUGGGAAAGGGACAUCUGGUCACCUUCUCAAUGUCAUCAUUGCCAUGGCAAUAGUUGUACCUGUCAUUGUAAUAGUUGCUGUCGCCAUCUUUUGUGUGUGGAAGCAAAGAAUGUAAGUGUAAAGCGUCAUUUUUAUUUUUUUUUUUUUUUAUGGUUGUCAUUAUCGUCACCAUAAGUAUUUCUAACUGUUAUUUUUAUUGCCGUCGUGGUUUUUCAAAAGUGGAAUAGAAAUCGAUAGAGUUAAAUUGCAAUGGAAGAAAAAGAGGUGAAAAGGCUUAGGAAGGGUGAACUGGCGUGAACAGAGCAAGGGUGAUGGUGGGGUAACGUGUUGACAGCGUUCAAAAGCCAAAAUUGCAAAAGCUGGUCUCAAUAUCAAUAAAAUAACAACAGGAAGCAUUUAAAUAAUCGUACUGGAUGCCAGGUUUAUUCAUCGCUGAAAACCAUUCCGUUCUUCGCCCUUCCCCAUUCCCUUGCCGAUUCAUCAAGUUUCUCUGAUAGUUUGCCAGUUUCCCUUAAUACUUAAUGGUGGAGAGCAUCACAUUGACGACAAAAGAAGUAACAUAUUGUCCUCAACAUUACAUCACUGUGACUUUACCGUGGCUUAAAUUUGGACCUCUCGAACAGUUGCUCCUGCGUACUAUUUACUAAACCACCGUAAUUCCCAACUUUGAUAUAUCCUCUCCUCAGAUCCUUUGUGAUAUCGGCAUCUAAAGGUUACCUCCACUACUCAACAACCCACGCACAAAGCAUAAAACAAAUAUUCUUAUUUUGGCCGAGUAAGGCAUUAACAAAGUUAAGAAUUUGUCUUAUUUCGGAGUUCCAAGACGAGUUCGCUUGAAUGACAUAGUAUCACAUAGCAAGGUUUGAUACAUGCAAGCUAGUUAAAGAUUCAUGUCUCUCUUUCUCAGCUAUUUUAUCUUUCCUCCCUCAGAAGACCUCGGCGAACAACGUCUGAGACCAGGGGACACAACAAUCCAACAUAUGAAGAUCCAAUGAAUAACCGUGUCUAUGAGGAAAUUGAAGAAUUGCAGUUUCCGAGUCCUCAUUCCCAUUAUCAGUUACUGAACACGGAACCGCAUACUUACGCGGAGCUUCGAAACAGUCACUCUCAAGCCUAGGGAUAUAGUUUGACGACUUCAGACAAUCUGAGUUGAGAUUCUUUUUUGGUAUAGUCCUACCUUCACCGGUUUAAGCCGUGGAUAUGCAAAGCAUAGGAAAAAGCAACGCGUUAACGCGGCCUAGGAAGUCUGGGGAGAGCAUAUAACUUACAUAGGAUGUCAACCCAAUCUUGAUUAUGGCAAAUCAAUUGGGGUGGGCUCUUGUGGGGAUGCCGGCUAAUUUUGUGCCGAUAAUGUACUACGAAAUAGCCUUUUUAUCAGAACGUCAACAACUGAAUAUUACCUCUCAAUACUUUCUUAGGAGAGUAGAAAUUAAAUGUCAAGGUUUUUUAGACUUGACCCGACGAAACAACAAAUUAUAUUCUGCACGUUAUAUCCACGAGUUCAUCAUAGUGUCACUUGGAUCUUGUUAUACAGUAUAUAUUUAUGG
This is a messenger RNA of Pocillopora meandrina, 19362 nucleotides long. The record is from the annotation of a GenBank genome assembly. Lineage: Eukaryota; Metazoa; Cnidaria; Anthozoa; Scleractinia; Pocilloporidae.